GGGUGGUCCAAAGCAGGCGAAAGAACUUGAGAAAGAAUGCGCUCUUUGAAAUUUAGCAACCGCGAGCUACGCAGACAGAGCACCAUUGCAAACAGCUUCCAGCGAGAGGCCGGCGCUUCAAACACAUUAGAUGACGACUCGGGUACUGUAGUAGCCGUUUGUGGGCUUGUCCGAUUUCUCCGGCUCAUUUACAAGUAAAGACAUCUUUCAUACCGCCAAUGGCUUUCACCGUGACGGGCAGCUCGUACGAGGACAAGUUGAUUCAUUCGUAUCUAGAGCUUGCAAUUGGCUACACAUCACGCGUCAAGAGGAUAGCUUCAUGAUUGGAGGACACACAGCAUUAAUAGUAAACAGUUACUCUUAUGAUACUGAUGGUUUAUCCCUGCUUGCAAUCAUAUUUGUUUGGGUGGUCCAACACCUGUGGAGAAUUGGCUCGAGAGAGCAAGCCCUUCCUCCCGGUCCGCCCACUCUCCCUUUGCUCGGGAAUCUGCAUGUCUUCCCUCAAACCCGUGCACAUCUCAAAUUCACAGAGUGGGCUCGGACCUACGGCGAAAUCUAUUCACUCAAAAUCGGUUCAGGAACUGCUAUCGUAGUGUCCAGUUCAAAGAUGGCUCGUGAAUGUUUCGAGCUGCAUGGAGCAACCACCUCUGAUCGCCCUGCUAUACAUGUUGGAGAGCUAGUGUAUAAAGGGCUAGAACUACCUUUUUCGCGAUACGGCCCCCACUGGAGGAACCUAAGACGUGCAGCACACGAUCUAUUGAAUAGGGAAGCAUGCUUGUCUCAUCUUCCUAUUCAACGUGCGGAAGCAAGUCAACUUAUGUACGACGUCCUUCAACAACCGCAGCAUCUAUACCAACAUAUCCGCCGAUAUGCAGCCUCAGUCGCGCUAUCGGUAACGUUCGGGCUUCACUGUUCCACCUACGACAAUCCUGUAAUCGAAGAAUUCUAUGAAUGUCAACGUAAAUGGGAACAUAUCCUUAGACCUGGCGGCCACCCUCCUGUCGACAUUUUCCCGAUCUUGAAGUACAUUCCGGAACGGUGGGCAUCGUGGAAAGGCUUAUGCAGAGAGGUACGAUCUCGACAACGGGAGCUGUACUUCCCUCUGGUGCAGAAUUGCAUCGACCGCAUCGAAUCCGAUAGGCGCAACCACUCGUUCAUAGAGUACGUGCUAGAACAUGAAGAUCAUUAUGAGUUCACGCGCGAAAUGACCGUUUAUCUUGGUGUUUCUCUGAUAGAGGCUGGCGCCGAUACUGCUGCCAUAUUCUUACAGUUCUUCUUGAUCUUUAUGCUCGCACAUCCAGACAUCAAGUUCCGAGCUCAAAAGGAGAUUGAUGAUGUGAUAGGGGAUAACCGGAAUCCAAACCUCGAAGAUAUCGGUGAUUUGCCAUACAUUAAGGCUAUCAUUAACGAAGUUCACCGCUGUCGCCCUAUCGCACCUACAGCAAUCCCUCAUGCGGCAACAAAAGACGAGAAGAUCGGUGGAUUCUUCAUACCUAAAGGGUCUCCGAUCUUUAUGAACAUAUGGGGUAUUGAGCACGGGACCAAGCCGGGUGUCGACACUACAGGACUCAGGAGCGAUAUGCCCAUGUCGUUUGGUGGAGGAAGACGCAUUUGCCCUGGCGUUCACCUUGCGUACAAUUCAAUUGCGAUGAACGUCAUGAACCUCUUAUGGGCAUUCAACGUCGAAUUACCCAAGGAUCCAUUGACGGGAAACCCAAUUCUUCCAGACGAAGAUGAUACCACGGAUGGCAUAUUAUUGACUCCCAAGCCGUUCAAGUGUGUUAUCAUCCCACGAAGCCAAGCGAAAGCAGACCUUAUCAGGAAACAAUUCGAAGCGGCCAAACCUACAUUUGAGCUCUUUGACAAUGCGGCGCUGAAGCGUGGUGCAACUUGAAGUAGACGGCCCGCCGAUGAGAUGAUAUACCGUCCUCUGAUUGUCAGUGCUGUGUUUCUUGUGAAGGAGAUUCUUGGGAGGCCUCGGUUAUGUGCGGUGCAGAUGUUAGGAUAGCUGUAUCAUCACCGUUAUGGGGGGAGACCAAAGUCGGCGAAGGAAGUACAGCGAAAGGCCGGCACUUCAGACAUAUGUACAGCCCUGUACAGCCAUCAAAAUAUAGCAUUACUUCCGAG
Molecule: messenger RNA, 2127 nt
Organism: Somion occarium
Lineage: Eukaryota; Fungi; Basidiomycota; Agaricomycetes; Polyporales; Cerrenaceae
Source: the annotation of a GenBank genome assembly